AAAUACUUUAUACGGUCGGAAAUGACUCCUUCACUGCGUUGCAAACUUCUGAGUAAAAUCAUAAUACUCUGCAUGGUAUAUUACAGCUCUUGCAGGACUUACAGCCGGCUAACAGAGUCCCCUGUGCGCAAUCCUGCGAGGGAGGAGAAGGAGGAGGCGGCGGGUGACUGGGGACUGUCCCACAGGACUCCUGCUAUAAACAGACGAAACUCAACAGGUUUAAGCUCAGUUGGCUCUGUGAGGUCCUGGCAUUCAAUCGCGAAAUCGAAGCGGCGGCAACGACCCCAAGUAAUACGCAAGGAAAAGCCCACGCACGGUACAAAUUCCGAGUACUUGUCGCUAAUAGAUAAUUGAAUAUUUUUACCAUUGUUGUGUGGGAAUUUAAUGCGCGU
Messenger RNA from Drosophila serrata, 392 nucleotides. RefSeq lists its product as uncharacterized. Lineage: Eukaryota; Metazoa; Arthropoda; Insecta; Diptera; Drosophilidae. The record is from RefSeq and is a predicted model, not a curated record.